This is a messenger RNA of Camarhynchus parvulus, 4069 nucleotides long. RefSeq names its product zinc finger and BTB domain containing 18 (gene ZBTB18). Gene Ontology annotation, biological process: regulation of transcription by RNA polymerase II. The record is from RefSeq and is a predicted model, not a curated record. Bases 432 to 2027 code for a protein of 531 amino acids. Gene Ontology annotation, molecular function: DNA-binding transcription factor activity, RNA polymerase II-specific; protein binding; RNA polymerase II cis-regulatory region sequence-specific DNA binding. NCBI's taxonomy places the organism in Eukaryota, Metazoa, Chordata, Aves, Passeriformes, Thraupidae. The transcript is spliced from 3 exons. Gene Ontology annotation, cellular component: nucleus.
GGCGGCGGGCUGUCCCCGCCCGGCGGCGGGCAGGUGACCCGCCCCGCUGGGUACACGCGUGAGUGUCACCGGGGGGGCCGGCGCGGCUCGGGGCUCCCGCUCGGGCGGGGGGGCCGCUCGGAGCCCGCGGGGCCGGGGACCCGCGUCCUGGCGCCGCCGCGGUCAAAGAGCUCCCGGGCAGCCCCGGUCCCCCGGGGGAAGCGCGGUGCAGGAGCCGAGCCGAGCGCUCGCAGCAGUGCCCCGGCCAGGGAAGCUGCUCGGCGGCUCUAAAGGAGCCAGAGUUGGUGCUCGGUGUCACUUGGCGCUGCCUUAAGCGCUGGAACUGAAAGGACCGGCGGCGGAGCGGGGAGCUGUGAGGUGUCUGCUUUUUUUCCACCGAUCUAACAGACCUGGAGCCAGCAAGACUCAGAGGAAAGGACUUAAUCAGGUUUAUGUGUACUAAAGGUUAUGAAGACAGUAUGGAGUUUCCUGACCACAGUAGACAUUUGCUACAGUGUCUGAGUGAGCAGAGACAUCAGGGUUUUCUUUGUGAUUGCACUGUUCUGGUAGGAGAUGCCCAGUUCCGAGCGCACAGAGCUGUACUGGCUUCAUGCAGCAUGUAUUUCCACCUCUUUUACAAGGACCAGCUGGACAAAAGGGACAUUGUUCAUCUGAACAGCGACAUUGUUACAGCCCCAGCUUUCGCUCUCCUGCUUGAAUUCAUGUACGAAGGAAAGCUCCAGUUCAAAGACUUGCCCAUUGAAGACGUGCUAGCAGCUGCCAGUUAUCUCCACAUGUAUGACAUUGUCAAAGUCUGCAAAAAGAAGCUGAAAGAGAAAGCAACCACGGAGGCAGACAGUACAAAAAAGGAGGAAGACGCCUCAAGUUGUUCAGACAAAGUGGAGAGCCUCUCCGACGGCAGCAGCCACAUGCCAGGAGACUUGCCCAGUGAUGAAGAUGACGGAGAAGAUGAAAAAUUGAACAUCCUGCCUAGCAAAAGGGACUUGGCGGCUGAGCCUGGGAACAUGUGGAUGAGAUUGCCCUCAGACUCAGCAGGCAUUCCCCAGACUGGCGGAGAGGCAGAGACGCACACAGCAGCAGCUGGAAAAACAGUAGCCAGCCCCUGCAGCUCAACAGAGUCUUUGUCCCAGAGGUCUGUCACCUCCGUGAGGGAUUCAGCAGAUGUUGACUGCGUGCUGGACCUGUCUGUCAAGUCCAGCCUUUCAGGAGUUGAAAAUUUGAACAGUUCUUAUUUCUCUUCGCAGGACAUGCUUAGAAACAGCCUGGUUCAGGUGAAGGUGGAAAAAGAGGCUUCCUGUGAUGAGAGUGAUGUUGGCACUAAUGACUAUGAUAUGGAACAUAGCACUGUGAAAGAAAGUGUGAGCACUAAUAACAGGGUACAGUAUGAGCCGGCCCACCUGGCUCCGAUGAGGGAAGAUUCGGUCUUGAGGGAGCUAGAUAGAGAGGACAAGGCAAGCGAUGACGAAAUGAUAACUCCAGAGAAUGAGAGAGUCCAGGUGGAAGGAAACAUGGACAGCAGCUUGCUCCCUUAUGUGUCAAACAUACUUAGCCCUGCUGGCCAAAUUUUCAUGUGUCCUCUCUGCAACAAGGUCUUUCCUAGCCCCCACAUCCUGCAAAUUCAUUUAAGCACGCACUUUCGAGAGCAGGACGGGAUCCGCAGCAAGCCUGCUACCGAUGUCAAUGUCCCGACCUGCUCGUUGUGUGGUAAGACUUUUUCUUGCAUGUACACCUUGAAACGUCAUGAGAGGACUCAUUCAGGUGAAAAGCCCUACACUUGCACCCAGUGUGGGAAGAGCUUCCAGUACUCCCACAACCUGAGCCGCCACGCAGUGGUUCACACGCGGGAGAAGCCUCAUGCUUGUAAGUGGUGUGAACGCAGGUUCACACAGUCCGGAGACCUUUACAGACACAUUCGGAAGUUUCACUGUGAGUUGGUGAACUCAUUGUCUGUCAAAAGCGAAGCACUGAGCUUACCUACUGUCAGAGACUGGACCUUAGAAGAUAGCUCACAAGAACUUUGGAAAUAAAAUUUUUAUAUAUAUAAAUAAUAUAUAUAUAAAUCUAUAUAGUUGUGGUACAGUCUAAAAGCAAUCUUGUUUCCUUGAACUGAAAGUUUGGCUAUUAGCUUGUUUUUGCACUUUAAGGCAGCAUGAAUAUUUCACUAAUUUAGCACUCCAGUAAAAAUGAAUUGUAGAGGUAAUCCGACAAAGUAACUAAUUGCGGAGCGUAUUUUCCCCCCUUUUCGGAAUAGAAGCCAGCGGAUACUUUACUUCUAAGGAAUCUCCAAUUCAAAAAAUUUGGACGUGGCUUUAUUCUCCCCAAAACACUGCGUUCUUUUAAACUCUUGAUCUUUUUCCCCUCUUAAAAUCUGAAUGUAGAAAUCCUCUCCCAAUUUUGUCAGUUCCUUUACAUUUCUAUAAUUGCAUGAGUCCUUUCUAGCUGUUGGAAACCUGAAUGCUUUUAGACCCAAAUGGAAAAUUUCUGAAAUGCUGGAUUAUCUAUUUUUAAACAAGCGGUUGACUUAAAACUUAUUAUGGCAACUUCUGGAUUUCUGACAGUUCCCACUGGAAAAAAACCACAAAAAAAACCAACACAAAAACAUAAAACAAAAACCCUGAGAGUACACUGGGAUCACUGGGACUCUGUCUUACGUGAAGGUUUGCUUGGGAUGAAAAAGGAUAUUGCAGCUUCAGCAGUGAUGAACUGUGUGUUUAAAAAAUGUGAAUUACUGUUAUUGUAUACUGUAAUUGAUUACAUGGGCCGGGGGGAGGUAUCAAAGAACUUGGCAGGUUGUGUUGAUGCUCUUAGUUGAGUCUUGAAAAGUAAAUAUUAACGCUACAGAAAUGCAUGAUUUUCAGUAUAUUUUUGUCUUUGUUUGCAUUGUAUAACUUUAACGAGUGAGUUGAAAAUUAUUUAAUUUCCUUAGGAAAAAAACCUGACACCGUUGAAAAUGCCAGUGUUAUAAAGACGAGAAAUGCACUGUUUUUAUUUUAUCUAAUUUAAAAUUACUUUCCCACUGUCUUUAAGUUUGAGAAGAACUUAAGCUACGAGUUGCCGAUCUAGCUACGUUAACAAGGAGAAAAAAAUUGAAUGUUUACAACCAGGCUUCGAGAUUUGCAUGUGCGGUGUGCAUUUACUAACCCCAGACCCCUUCUAAUUGCACAGACCCCACGCCAGCUCCAACUGAGGUGCGUCCAUUUCCCCAGAUGAGCAUUUGUAGGAUUCCUGCUGCACCACUCCACCACAAUAGGUCGUUCUUUUUUUUUCCCCCCCGUUGAAAAGAGGCUGUGGACUGAAAAAAAAAAGCAAAAAAAGCCCCGGGCUGAAAGGCCUGGGCAGGCCUGAGUGACAGGGGGGGCCGGGGGGGCCGGGGAAGGACUAUGCGUAUCCAAGCAGCAGAGACUGCAGCCUGACGUGUGGUUUUAAUGACCAACACGCAGGUCAAAAGCAUUUUGCACAGUGUUUGUUUUCCUGUCUUGCACUUACAAAUAAGGUCUAUGGGAGUAGCAUGGAAAACGUUUGCUGUUUUUUCUUUUUUUUUUUUCCUUUUUUUUUUUCUCUGCUUUUGUUUAAAAUUUGAUCGCCUUAACUACUGUAAACAUAGCCUAUUUUUGUGCUUAAGAUACUGAAUGGAAAACUCCAUUGUGUAUUGCUGGACUGUUUUGGAAAUAUUUGGUCAAAUGUGUGUUAAUUUGGCUGUAAUGGCAUUUAAAACAAAAAAAAAGCUGUGAAAAUGGCCUUGGAGCGUUAUCUUUAGUUACUUGAAUAGUUUCUAGGUUUAAAACUACAUUCUUUUCUUAAGUUAGAAAAGACAAUCAGUGUCUGAGGAAAAUGGACUUUCUCUUGGAUUUUUUUGUGGUCCUCGUGAGUGAUUGCUUUUUUCCUUUCCUUAGUUUCACAUUCUUCUUUUGUUCUAAAACUUAGACUGACAUCUAGCUUUGACAAUCAUAGUAUGUUUUAUUUUCCUGAGGAGGGAAUAACUUAUAAUGCUGUUUAGUUUUGUACUAUUGGUGUGUUGGUGAAUUUUUAAACUGUGUGCUAACUGCAAUAAAUUAUAUGAACUGAGAAA